AUGGCUAGACCCUUUGAGUUGGUGAAGAACAUUAACGAUACGAAGGAGCUUUGGAAAGUUGCUGUUCUUAUACAUCACAAAUGGACCGUUCUCAAUAAGAACAAGGAACAUUUUGAGUUGGUUGUCGUUGAUAAAGAUGGUUGUGACAUCCAUGUCAACGUUCCACAUCCUUUUAAACAGGCUUAUGAUUCACUUUUAACCGUUGGCAACACUUAUACAAUCUCAAACUUCCAAGUCUCUCUUAAUGAUAUGCUUUUCAAGCCUUCAGAUCACAAAUUUAUGUUGACAUUUACUGGUGGUACAUCUGUUACCGACAAGAAUAAACAUCAAAUUCCUGCAAAGCCACUUAAAUUCACUUAUUUCACUGAUAUUAUGUCUGGGAAUUGGAAAAAGGAUGUUCUAAUAGAUGUCAUUGGAAUGGUCACAGAAAUUGGCUACACCCAACUACAACAGGGGGGCAAGAAACAACAGAUCAAUCUAUCGUUGAAGGAUUUGUCUAAAAAUAGAAAGGACACAACUCCCCUCAUUAUUGUUUUGCAAUAUGCAAAAGUCAAGGAAGAAGGAAAAUAUCCAUUAUGUGUUUCUAACACCUUCAACGUUACAAAGUUGAUUCUCAAUGAUGGCUUUCCUCAGAUUAAAGAAUUUAUUGAAAGCCUACCAAAAAUCAGUGAGGCUGAAUCUUCAAGUCAGGCUUUGAGCCUGCAGUCCCAGACACUGUCUCAAUACUCAACUUCUUCUCAACACACUCUUUAUGAUAAACUAAUGUAUAAAGCAACCGUACUUCCUUUGGUUGAAAUUGUAAAACUCAAGGAGUUAGCUCAAUGUGUUACCGUUGCGACAAUAACCAAACUCAAGGCUGCUCAAGCAUCAUUUGUAAUAUGGGACCGUGAAGCUUUUCAACUUUUGAAGGUCACUGCUGCUCAGAUGCGCACUAAUUUACUUGAGGCUGGUAUUACCGACCCUCUUGAGUUCCCAGUAGCGCUUGAUGCUUUAGUUGGAAUGACCAUGGUUUUCAAGGUCAAAUGGCAACCUGAUUGGGAAAAUGCGUCUGUUUUGUCUAUAUUUGAAGAUGACAUUGUAAAAAAGGAUAUACUGCGUUCAUUUGGACAGGAAUUGCCUAAUUCCCAGAACAUGCUAACUCCUAAUGUAACACAGAACAAUGAGAGUGUUGCUGAGGCUUCACAUUUGGAUGAUUGGGACAUCAUUCCGGAAACCGAUAUUACAUUUGAUGCAUUGCCGGACCCUAUUACACCAACUUCAGCUGCUAAACGGAUUGCUCCACAUGAAUCACAUGACAUUACUCCUUUAUCUCAGACGUCUGAAGUACAACAGUCUUCCACAAAGAUGAAAAAGCAUAUCAAACUGGAGAAUUAG
Vicia villosa (hairy vetch) is the source of this 1374-nucleotide messenger RNA. RefSeq lists its product as uncharacterized. The record is from RefSeq and is a predicted model, not a curated record. The transcript has 12 exons. Lineage: Eukaryota; Viridiplantae; Streptophyta; Magnoliopsida; Fabales; Fabaceae. Bases 1 to 1374 code for a protein of 457 amino acids.